Molecule: messenger RNA, 915 nt
Organism: Ambispora gerdemannii
Lineage: Eukaryota; Fungi; Glomeromycota; Glomeromycetes; Archaeosporales; Ambisporaceae
Source: the annotation of a GenBank genome assembly
AUGUAUGGAAAUGUUUAUAACAGACAUACAGAAGAAAAUGAAAACAGUUCUGCUGAAAGUAAACAAGAACAAGAAUUUGAAUAUAUCGGAGGUCGAAAGUUUUAUAAUAUUGAUGUUUCACCAUAUAUUUUGCCUACAGAUAUUGAAGAGGUUGAUCGCUUACAUCAACAACAUUUUGCGCUCAAACAUAUUUGUGAAGGAAACUACACGGCUCCGAUUCAAAAUAUAAUAAAACCUGGAAGCAAGUUACUGGAUCUAGGUUGUGGUUCAGGUCAAUGGACACUAGAAAUGGCGCAGGAAUUUCCAUAUGCGCGAGUAUUCGGUAUCGAUAUAAACACGAAUUUCCCAACUUUAAUUAAACCGUUGAAUGCCCAUUUUAUAGUUGGUAAUGUCACAGAAGGAUUACCCUGGGAAGAUAACUACUUUGAUUUUGUUUGGAUACGAUAUUUAUGCGUUGGAGUUAAAGAUGCAGAUUGGCAGAAUUUAUAUCUUGAGGUUAGGCGUGUGUUAAAACCAGGCGGAAUACUUGAACAUCAUGAGUGUGAUGGGCUUACCGAAAUUAGUGGUCCAAAAUUAAAAAAUUUUCAAAACCAUUUUGAAGAAGCAAUGAUUUCACGUGGUCUAAACUUUCGAUUGGCAUGUCAACUAAGUGAACGAGUUACGAAUGCUGGAUUCAAAGACGCACAGUCGUCGUACAUAUCUGUAGCAGUUGGAAAACAUGGAGGUAAAAUUGGAGAAAUAUGGGCAACGAAUUUAAAAGCAGGUACUCUCUCUAUAAAACCUUUGCUCGCGAAACUUCUCAAAUUGACAGAUAACGAGUACGACUCGACAGUUCAAUAUAUUUUCGAUUAUGAAGUUGACGAGUAUAAAGUUUAUCAUAAUCAUCAUAAAGUAUGGGCUCAGAAAAUUCAAUAG